CCCCUUUGUACUUCCGCAUUCGUUUUGUAAUCGACUCAUUAAUAAUAUAUAAUAGAGAUACCAAAGUAAUACUCAUGGUUUAUACAAUCAUCACAGGAUGACAUUUGUUGCAAGUUAUGGGAGAUUGAUUUUAAAUUAGCAGUUUUUCUGUUUUUCGAGGAGCUCCCUCGUAGUCUCUCGGCCAGUACUUGUCUUGUCACUAACUGUGACACUUCACUAACUACUCCUAAGGUUAUUUACGGUAACAGCGACUGUAGUAGUACAGGUACUAGUGAGUAUACCACAAUGUCUGGGAGUCCAGCCGUGGUGCUUCGCUUGGUGGCAUCAGCCUACACUGUGGCUGAAAAGGCUGGGGACAUUGUGAGGAAGGUGCUUCACCGUGGAGAACUUGGCAUUGUGGAAAAGGAUGGCGCUAAUGAUCUGCAGACACUAGCGGACAGACUUGCACAGAAAAGCAUUUGUGCUUCACUGUCCAGACGCUUCCCCAAAGCAACCAUCAUUGGCGAGGAGGACCUUCCCGCUGAGGAGGUGACCGAGGACCUGAUUGAAAAUGGCCAAGCAGAAGAAAUCCUCAAGAAACGCUGUCCUGCUGAAUAUGGUGGAGUGAAAGAAGAAGAGCUAGUUGUGUGGGUGGAUCCGCUUGAUGGCACAAAGGAGUAUACUGAAGGCCUCCUCGAUAACGUGACUGUGCUUAUUGGAAUCGCGUACGCAGGCAGAGCGAUCGCAGGCGUCAUCAACCAGCCUUUCUACAACUACCAGCUUGGGCCGGGGGCAAAACUGGGAAGAACCAUGUGGGGAAUUCUCGGAGUGGGUGCCUUUGGAUUUCAGUUGCGGGAAGUGCCAGACGAUAAACGCAUUGUCACAACCACACGUUCACAUAGCAACAAGCUCGUAACAGACUGCGUUAAUGCCAUGGAACCUCAUGAGGUUAUACGAGUGGGCGGUGCAGGAAACAAGAUCAUUCAGCUUGUUGAGGGGAAGGCUUCUGCAUAUGUCUUUGCAAGUCCAGGAACCAAGAAGUGGGACACGUGUGCUCCUGAAGUUAUUCUGCAUUGUGUUGGAGGUAAACUGACGGACAUGCAUAACAAUGCAUACCGCUAUGAUGCUGAAGUGAAGCACCUGAACUCUGCAGGUGUUCUUGCAACACUAAGAAACCACGACUACUACAUCAGCAGAGUACCACAGUCGGUGCUGCAAGCCCUGAAGUCUGGCUGAGCCUCAUCUACUGUAUGUGCAUCUAUUACACACACACACACACACACACACACACACACACGGCAACUGUAAUGGACCCUUUGUCAUUUCAUCAGUUCCAAUGCGGGUGCUUUUUUUUUUUUUUUUUUUAAUGGGAGUUCAUCAAGACAUAAGAAAUCACUGAUUUGACUUACAAAUCACCUCACCAUUUAGUUUGCAUAUGAAAGAAGUGCAAGUUUGCUAAUGCCCCGCCACAUUCAGUCGAUUGCUCCGAAAACCGUCGUACAGUACUGUACUGUUAUGUAUUUCUAUUGAAUGCAGAGUAGUGAUUCAACAGUGGGAUCAAGUCAUGCAAUUAAAUACCUACUCUUCCUGAUGGAUUAUUCUAAGGCAUCUGGUUUCUAUCUAGUCCAGGUUUCCAAGGAAAAUGUAAAUAUUUGUGCAUUGGCUCAGGUUGACAGCCCAUGUCUACGUCACAAGUGUGAUUUAGUGUUGAAGCAAAGAUGCUCAGGCACCCACGUGACUGCAAAGGGUUUACAAGCCUUUUAUAUUUGCGAUAACGCCAACUAUGCAAAUAUUGAGCCCCUGAAAAUGUACAAAUUCUACCAACAAUGGCUGUAGUUCCCAAAUGGUAAAAAUUCAUAUUUUUGUGAAACCUGAGAUUAAAGUUGAAUAUCAUUUGAAAUAUUUAGUCACAAUUGCAUUUAAUGUGUUUAUAUCUCCUCAGUAUAACACAAAUUUGAAACCUGUAAUACUGUUUGACCAUGGAGAUGGCAUUAUGGAAAGAAUAUACACAACAGUACCAUACCGUGUGUGACCUGAAGGGGCGCUGUACACUUUUUUUUUUUUUUUUUUAAUGCCACUCCAACCCAGCAUGUUCUUGGAAACUGUAAAGGGUAUCAUGUUUAAAUCAUUUUCUGGCGCUAUUGGUGGGCUUUUUGCUAUGGAGCCCCAAUUUCAGGGAAGGUGUGUGAUUAUACCAGUUCAGGAAAAAAAACAAAUAAACUCACCUCUACAUUCCAAGGUCUACACAUGUGCAGACACUCAAAUAUUACAUCACAAUUUACAUACUAAAACAAACAUUGUAUUAAAAAAAAGAUAGUAUGGCAAUGUGACUCGUUAAAUGUACAAUCCUUUAGCAGGAUCCCUUCAAACUUUGGAUGCAAAUGGCAUCAGAAUUUCAGCAGAAUGUUUUUUGUAGGUUUGCGUCAGUCCAUCUUUGGUUCUUCUUUCUCAAUCUUAUAUCCCGAUUAUAGGACUCUACAACCAAAGUAGGUACAAAAAUCAUUUUUAUAAGUGCAACAAUCUCAGAUAAACAUGUUACCUGAUUACACAGUCGGUAAAGAGUUCAAGCACUGUGUAAAAAAGUCUUCAGCUGUAGUGUCUCUUCCACGGACAACCUGUCGUGGUAGAAGCUCAGUCCAGUCAGCAGUUCGAUGUCCCGCACGCGGGCGGUGUGCAGCUGCAUCCAGUCCUCCACCCACGUGAAAUCUGAGCCAUUCUAAAGAGAACGGGAGGACGACACAUUCAGAGGUGCAGCCAUUGAAAAGAGUUUGACACAUGACGGCGUUACUCACAGAGCAGCUCUCUGUGUAAUCAGCUCUGUGGGGCAGGAUGAAGGACCUAACUCGAAGAGGACCCUUACAGUUCGAAGGACCCAGUGUGGAAUUGCCACAACUGGUCAGGAUCACAAAGAAAUGUGUGGGGAUGUGGGCCUCGUUCCUGGAGAAAGAAACUGUCAAUUCUGGGAAGUGUGUCCUAAAAAAAACCCUACAAUAUAGUUACUGGGUGCGUAGUCUAUUAAAGCACAAACCGCAAGGGUCUCUAAUUAGUGCAGGGUCCAAAAAAAAAAAAAACAUUGCCAUUAACCGCUGUGACUGUAGGCAACCUCCUGGUGUAGUUCACAAGAUGGCAGUAGCUGCAUUUAAGUACAAGUGAUCAGCUUGAUCUACCCCUGCAUGCACUUUAAAGUGUCCCAGUUAACAGCUCAUUUUUUUGCCAUUCAGGUAAUUACUACUUGUAAUUUCCAGUGUACUACUUGCACUAGUCAUUUAUUCAACAAAGCCUCUAAAAAUGUGAAGGGCUCACGGUGCGGAUGGCUUGUAGGCGUCAACUUUCCCAUUAUAGUCUUCAUCAAAUAUUGGUCCACUCAGUACGUUGAGUCCAUCCAGCUGCUCUGCAUAGUUGGGAAGCAGGAAAAUUUGGAAAUGAACCCAAACAUCUGUUAGGAGGGAAAAAACCACACCAUUUUCAGUAUGUGGGCUAUAGUUUAAUAGUACAUGGUAUGUAUGAUUAAAUGGACUUAACUGUAGUGGAGUUUUUAUGUUAUUUUGUUGCGAAAGUGUCCUUGCCAUGCAGUAGCACAUGCUUGCCACUCGGGGUCAGCAUUUCCACACUAAUUCAACAUUUUUUCACUGUAGUUUCCAUUUACUGGGUGGUCCCAGGGAAAAGUUAGUCAGAGCUGUGUUGUUGGGUACUUUUGCCUUCUUAACGCGUUCAUCACACACCCAGAGGAUUGUUUAGUCAUUGGGGCUCUGCCUUUUUUUUGUUUUUUUACUAAAUGUGAGUUGUAAGUUGCUAGUUACAUAGCCAUGUUUAUAUACGCGAUUUGAAAUAUUGUUUAUCAUCUACUAACAAAUGUGAAUGAGAAAAUUCUAUUUCCUAGGCUAGAUAGUCACAAUACACUAACAGCUUUGUGCUGACAAGAGUGACUCUCAGCGUCAUCUCUAAAACUCACAGUAGCGGUGCUGCCGCCCUCGUGUGUCUACUUUGUUGUGACUGUGAAAAAGGUUGACACCUUCGGUAGUUUAGAUCAAAUCUGUUUUCCUCUCGCCUUCUCUGCUCUGCCCCACCACUGUUGCCUACAUUUCAGUAAGAAAAGUAGCUAUUGGCUGUCAUAGAAGUCGCUGGAUGAAGUCCUUGUCUAAUUUGCAUAUGAUGUAAAAUACUGUAGCAUAACCUUGCAGGAGAGACAAAGAGUAAAAAAAACAGCUUAAUUGCGUUUAGAACUACAAAUAAACUUGAUUCUUGGUUAAAUUAAGAUUGUCCAUUUCAUCAAAAUAACUUCAUUUUAUCUCUGCCUCUCAAAGUGGACGCUUUGUGCUAUAAAUGAUCACUGAGAAGGAUACAAAUAAAUUAUGAGUUAAAAUAUAUUCUUAACGGUUUUCAUUCAUUUCAACACCUGCAUCACUGAUGUGCAGCCAGCGAGCCAUACAUCACACAGGUGGUCGGACAACCUCACCUUUAAAUGCAGGGAACAUUGGCACCAUGUUGCUUGUGAUGAGUGAGUCUGUUAGUGGUCCAUCACCGUUCAGACCUUGAAGAAAAUCAGAGAAAGGUUUGUGACUCUCCUACCAUUUGAAUAAGCUCUGCGUCUUCCUACUAUGUUUUGGACACGUUGAAUUGUACAAAUAAAACCAUGACCAUCUUCUGGCCUUGUGCAGAUAAACUGAGAAUCAAUAAGCUAAUCAAUUAAGGUAUUUCUCUUGCAAUUCUUGUUUCCGACUAAAGGACAGAUUCAUAAAGCCCUGAACAAAAGGAAUAAUUGGGUGGAUUUUUUUUUUUUUACAUUACAUUACAUUACAGUACAGCUAUGAAACAUGUCAGCUUUAAUUCAGCAUCCUGCAGGGGAUGAUGGAGCUGUGAGCAACACACACACACACACACACACACACUCACUGGGGUAAUGCAGAAGGCCGUAAGCGUUGUCACACGUCUGGCUGGUGGCCGGUGGAAUGCGAGGGUCUACGCGAACACACGCCUCCAAAGAUGGAGCCAAGAAAAACACUUUAAGCUGAAAGAGCAAAAGUCGUUAUAUAUAUAUAAAUAAAUAAAAUGACAUUGCCUGAUGAAUAUAGGAGAGAUGGCUGCCUGACACAUACAAAUAAAAUAAGUCAUUUAAAGUUGAAAUAUCAUUUUAGCUUUUUCCUUUUGUCUUCAAAUGUUAACAUUAAAUGUUGCCCCAGUGAAUGUGGAUUUUUUUUUUGGUCCAAGACCAAGCCUAUAUCAGCAAAACACUUUCUUUCGGUUUUGGCUUAAAGAAAAAAAAACCUCAAAAUCUGAAAAAAAAAUAUUCUUUAUAUUGGACAGAGAUGAAACCUGUAUUCUGCGUAAAUGGAAAUAUUAGUAGCGGGGGGAGAAAGGGAAGCCCCUACUGACACUUGGAAGCCUCCUGCAUAUCAUCAAUGAUUUAAAGCCAAUAUUUUCGGCUUAAAUCACCACAUAAUGCUGCUUUGUGUGUGAGUAAGUCACUCCAUAGACGUUAGACACCUAAAUUGGUCACAUGCUCAGAAUAGAAUCAACUGCAAGUUGUGUUUCACUGGACACCUGCAAGUAAACAAGCGGAAACAUGGCCCAAAAUAACACGUGGAAUGAGAGACACCACCAACAUAGCUGGGGAGGCCAGAACCGGGUGUCAAUACCGUGGGUGGUGCUGGAUACGCAAAAUGUUUAACCUCGCUCUAUGGCGCCUGUUGAGAUCAGUGCGAAGGAUGAGCCCAAUGGGGAGAACACUACUGUGGCAUCUAAGAUAUUUACAUGUCAUGUUGGGCAACUACUGUAUAAAGCUAAGAAUACAAAUGGGAAAUAAUGCAGGGUUUACUUCCAACAUGCUUAACAAGUCACAUUUAGGAACAGCACAAUUCAACAUGGCAGUUACUCAUCAUUUGUUGACUUACUGUGUUUAUGGCCUAUUUUCUAAUCGGGGAAAAAAGGAAAAGAAUGUAACACUAGAUGGCGGUUAAAAAAAAAAAAGACAAUGGAGAAACAGUAUACUGUAUAUUGUAGUUAAAGCUAACAAACAUUGUAUACAAUGAGAUAAUAUAAAUGUAAUAUUAGAUAUUAUAAUAAUAAUAUAGAUAAUCAAUGGACCUAUUCCUGUCAUGUGUUCUUCCAUCCGGUAUUUUUUAUUGUUGAACGUUUAAGAUAUCUUAAUUAAGUCUUUAAUUAGAAUUUCAAAUGAUAAAAUCAACAGCAAGAAAGCUAGUGAUGGGGUACCCACAUUUAGGGUCUAUAAUCAAAAUAGCUUCUCCUGCAGAGGUCCCCAGACCCGAGUCCACAUCUGUCUCCGCCCCAGACGGCCUUCUAUACCGACCCAGAGUUAUUACACAAUUUUAAAGUACACUUAAUAUAACACAUUUUGGGAGAAUUUACGCUAUACAACUAUGUGUAUACAUUUGUGGUCAUUACUGUGGUAAAUACUGCAUGUGCACAAACUAAUGGAGUGUAUUGUGACUCCACCCACACACACCUAAAGCAAGAAAAGUGUAUAAAAACGGCAGUUUAGUUAACAUCCGUUCAUCCGAAUACGUACAAACCAUUUUCUUUGUUGACCAAAUUUUGUUUGUGUUUGUGUUCAGGCACUUUAAGUUGCUGUGUGCAGUUAUUCAUUAGAUGCAAAUAUUGGGGGCUCACCUUUACCUGGCCUAAUGUAUUUACAUAAAAAGGUGUACAAUACCCAAAUGUGGAAUGACUCACUCAGCCUGAGGUCACUGUUUACACAAAGACUCAACCAUUUAAUGAGAACAGUGAGAGAAACUUGAGCCGACACGAUUGUGGAGAUGAGUAACAGCAGCUUAGAGGAGGACUUCAAACCCUUAAAACCUCAUUCACUCUGAAGCCAAACCCAAACCACCCGCCAUGGCUAUGUUUAGGGAUGAAAGACAGCUUGUAGCAGCCCACUCACCACACGGGGGACGGUGUACGACACCCAAAGAGCCAUGUGACGGUCUUGGCUGUAUCCAAUAACGUAGUCUGUCUGGUGAAGCAGACAAAAGGUGGCGUCUGGUAGGACGACGCUGGGGACGCCGAAAGGAUGGUGCAGGCGGCGUAAGGUAGCUUUAGCUAAAAUAGAAAAAAACAAACAUUACACUUCAAACUUCUAACACUAAAUUAAAAGGACAGGCUUGUAAACAACCAUAACGUAGUCCACAGGGCAUCUACAGAGUUUUCCCAAAUGGAGGUAUGAAUUUGCUCACAUACAGUAAUUGGUUCCAGACUUGACCAUAAGUGAAUUUCCACGAAGUAGGAUUCAUAUUUUUGUAGUUAGGAGUAUAGAACAACUGUUUGACCUCAGUGUUUAACAUUAGAGCCCUCUAGACAUGUAAUAACACCCCUAUAGUCACCUUUACACUUGUAUUACCCAAUAUUGUAGACAUAACAGACUCACAUGUUAGCAUUGGUAGUGUGUCUUGUUGAUCCCCCCCCCAGACAGCGUACUUCCUCGUGGCACCUAGUGACCAGCGUAGAAUUCUUAUACACCUGACAUCUUUGAAUGAGUCUUCUGAAUGCCUUAUAUUUGUAUUUGUAUUUUUGUUCAUUUAGCCAUUUUUACGCUUGAAAAUGUGUAAUUUAGGCCAAGAAUACAUAACGUUUGCUUAAACACGCAUAUUUUUUUUUUUUUACUAAUGGGCCAACCAUAAAUCAGCAAUACUGUAAUUAAUUUAUUAUGAGUGAAGACGUGAAAUUCAAACCGCAAUGUGGCACAACUAAAGUAGUUUAUUACUUUAGUUUUUAUAAUAUCAAAUAGUGCUACCUUGACUUACAAGUGUCCCAACUAGCAAGUGUGAGAUACAAAACCAUUGACCGAUUUAUUGCUUUGAGUUGCACGCUAGUUAGCAUAAAGAACGCGAUAACCUCCUCCCAGAAUCCGGUGUCUCGUGUUGUAUAUUUCCGAAAGAAAUUAUCGAAAAACAUGAUAAAGGUCUGCGUGUAUCAGACUUGUCGGAGCAGUACGAGCGUAGCACUUCUAUGAUCUGCACCAUACUGAAGCAGAAGAAAGCAUUUGUAAACACCUGGAGAAGCAGCUCACAGAAGAUACCGUGACAGAGGCUAGUCCGCAGGAAGCUCUGAUUUGCUGCAGUAAGUACAUUACAAGUACAAUUUUCUUACUUAAAAACUCAUAACCAAAAAAUAUUGGUGCUUUUUGGGGGGCCCGGAACAGAUGAAUGGCAUUUAAAUUCACUUCAAUGGGGAAAACUGAUUUGACACACGAGUCAUUUAAAUUCCGAGCGCCGUCACAGAACAAAUUACCGCAUGAUUCACCCCAUUUGAAUCAUCACAAAGAACAAUGCUUAGUUAAACAAUGCAUAGGCUAAUAUAUGUCAGACAAAACUGGAGUAUUGAACUAAAUAGGACUCAAUGCAAAGAAAUGUCAAGAACCUAAGCAGACAUAGCAGAACUAAUCUGUAGCUCACAAUAGCACGUGGGGAAAUCAAAGUGGCAGCCAAAAGACCACCCACUUUUGCAGCCUGUACCCCCAGAUUCUGCAGGAGUGAUUGCAUCUCUACGGGAAUGCUAAAAGAGGCCAUCAGCAGUUGCUAACCCUCUUAAUGUAUGGGGGUGCUUGCUCUUGCUUACUCAACCGCAGGGUUUGGCUGCUAUUCCUUACAGAGAAAGUUUGGGAAAACAUUUUAUAGUCUCCACUGAGUACAAGGUGACAUGAGGAUGCUGGAAAGCAUACUGCUCAAGUCAAAUGCCCAAUUAGCACGAUGCACCAUUAACCAUUUAGGCGCCAGAGUCUUUUUUCAGUUUUACGUUACCAUAUCAAAAGGUUGUAGCUUGAAAAUGGUUCAAGAUAAAGGCAUACUGGAAAUGAGAAAAAUCAGCAGUAUGACCCAAAGUCUGUGAUGUCGCAAGGCUCAGAAUUUGUCAGAUCCGCGUCACCACGAUACCGGCUCAUCAAAAUGUCUCAUCCACUUGUGAUACUCUUCAUCUCCCAAGCAAAACCAGCCAUCAUAGUCCACACCCACACGAUCUUGAGCACCACUGCUGCCUCCACUGCUAUCACAUGUAGAUGGAUAUUUUAUAUCUAUAGUUAUAGAUGCCUGAUAUAGAUCUAUUAUGCCUGUGAAUAUUAUCAUUCAUCCAGGUCAUUGUAUUCUCGGGUCUUAUCUAUUAGGAAUGCAUUUUUUGCCGCGGACUCUCCCGCGCAUGCCACUAUUCCUGCGUUUUGUUGUUUUACAAUAUUCCUGCUACCCCCGCUCACAAAUGACAACCCACCACGUCCCCUCCUGCCAUCCCAAAGAUGGUUAAGCAAAGCAUCGGCUAAAGUAUAUGCUGCUUGUGGACUGACGGGCGGACCCGCUGUCGCACGUGCACGGUAGUUGAAAGUCAUCUGAUGUAAAGUAUUAACUACAUAAGGGACCAUGUUUGAAGAAAUGGCUUGUUCAGCAAUGUUGCUUGUACCUAUUUUGUGACUUUGCCACUUAAAGGGCUAUAUAACACACUCUAGUUAUCUUCUAUGCGGUCUUCAAACCAUCAUGAAUGUACACUUAAUACAAAAAAAACAACACUCACCAUCACUUCUAUUAAUCAUUAAUCUGUUCAACUGUUCCUCCUGCAAGUAUAAUGUGUAUUAGUUCAAAUAUACAGCAGGCAUGCAAAUACACUGGAGAGGAGUGGAAGAAAAGAAGCAUUUGACCUCAUCUGUUGUUCUGGGCUGGCAGGAGCAAUUUAGGUCGGCAAUGGGGCGGAGGUUACUGGUCUCACAGGGGAUGUCAUGGGAGAGCUGUGCAGGGUGAACAGGGAAGUGGACUGGACGUUUCAAGAGGUGGUUCAGACUCCCGUGUGUACCGUUGUUUGGAGCAGGAGGAACACCCAAAAGAUCUGGAGUGCAUCAUGUAACGUGCAUCAGGUCAUUUAAGCGAUCAAAAUUAAAGCCAAGCAAAAUUUUGCAUCGCAGCACACAACUACGGUGCAUUAAAGGACCACAGAAAUCUCAACGCUUGAUGAAAGACCACUGAAGCAUAAAAAACAUCUAAGAAAUGAUAGGCUUUCUAACAGUGCUGUAUGUAUGUUGUACAUUUGACCUGUAUUAUUAUGCAUUUAUACAUUUAUGGUGAAUGAGAUGCAUGUUCUAGCUACAGUACAUGUACUCAUUAAAGCAAUGCUAAGACAACAUAAGUAUGUAAGACUAAGACAGUGUACAGUAGGUAUCAAAAGAGUUCAGAAUAUGGUUAAAACAACUUAAAUCUGUACUUUAUAAAACUAUACAGUAUAUUUCCAUUAAAAUCAUUGCUCGCUGCUCAAGUAACACUCUACAUAUAUUAGAAUGUUGCUUUUAUGGAGGAAAAAAAAAGUACACAACAAAGUGUCACUUACCGCACAUAAGGUUGUAGAGUUCAAUGUUCUCAAAAGGAGGCACAACAGUGCUGCUUUUAAAUCCUGGACCAUAACCGAUGAAGAUUGCCUGGAAAAACAUUGGGACCUUGGUUAGAGUCAUCCAUUUGUUCCAGACGCUAACCGAAUCAAUUUUCCUCAUAAGAAAUCAUGUAAAUCCAAUCAAUCCGUUGCAGAAAUGCAAAAAUGUUUUUGCAUUUUUUUUGAAAAAUAAUUUUACCAUUAUAUAUGUAAGUGCAGAAAACGAUUCAAAAUGCGUAUAAAUAUACGAUGAAUGAAAGGGAUUAAUGAACAUUUAAGGUUAAUUUUACCUUGGGGACUUUUAAAUGACAUGCAUCAGACUAAAAAACCACCAUAUUUCGACAUUUAGCUACUGUAUUUCGAUAGAAAUAAUAUAACCAGGGGUUUUCAUUUCCAGGAAAGACAAUAAAAGGAAUGCAACUCCACCUAUAAAAUGAUUGCACCUUCAUCAAGAUAUUUAACAUCACCUUGAUAAACCAAUGUUUGACGUCUAUAAAGCAGAUAUUUAAAGGAACAUCGUGUGUUUCUCACCUGCAUGUUGGUGAAGACGUUAUCUGAACCAUGGAACCCGCCCGUACAGUACUUGAUUUCCUUCCUGUUUCUGCACACAAAUUCAACUUAAUUUUAUCCGAGGAGCUAAAUAGAAGAAAUUCUGUCACACAAAAGAUGAGUCUAUAUUUAGUUUUAGGCUCAAAAUAGCAGUUUAUCACGAAUCUACUGUCCUAAAGUUAAAGUACUUUUAAAGAAAGCUGCACUCACAGGACAGCACAAUGUGAUGAGCUCCAAUACGAUACAUGGAUCAAAAAUGACACUGUUAAAUAAUGCUGAGUUUUGAUUGACACUGUUAGAGCUAUUUAAUACUUGUAGCUAAAAAACAGGGAAGCCAAAGUAUUACAAAACAUCUAUGAAACUAUGCUCACUGCAAACUACAGUACAUAAAACAUUUUCUUGACCCAAAACAGUUGAACACGCCAAAAUCCAAAUUCAAACCUCUCUGGUAAAAUAUGCCUGAAAAGUCAAACAAAUCAUAACAAACUAAGUUCAAAUUAUCACUGUGGGCAAAUUUGGUAAGUGUGGGUGCAUUUUUUUGUGAUUCCGCCGCAAAAGCAUACCACAAAUGGCAAGUGUGAUGAUAGACGGGGGUGCCGCCAGGGAUUUGGGGCCCCCCGAAAACAAAAUAUUCUGAAACAUUGAAGCAGGGAAACUACAUUGUUUAGUAUUAGCGACGGGAGAGAAGGACAAAAUGCGUGACUUUCCAAGGGAAAACGAGAGGGUGGACAGGUAUAAAUUACGUAAUGAUUCAGAAUUAUUUUCGGUCAUGCCCCCUAGGGGACUGAAUUUUUUCAUGUUCACAACCUGCUAAUGUGUACAAACCCCUGUAUGAGCUGCGUGCACUAGCAUCGUUCGAGAGUCAAAGACGAACAGACUUGCCGACCUUGAAUUUCAUGAGUAUAGUCCCCACUGCCUCCCACUCCUUAACUUACGCCCCUCGGAGGACUGAAGUACUGGCAUACAUAAAUGAAUUUGAACCAACCAGAUGCUCAAGUAAAUAGCAUGUAGCUGGAAGCAUGAUGGAAAAUGACUUUCAUUACAAAAAUAAUCAGAAGCCUGUCAACAGCACUAAUUUUACUUUGUAGUUUUAUCAGUGGCUGCCUUCUUUUUAUACUUCUAUGACAGCUAAGAAUGUUAGUUACUUCAAAAACCAAUAUGCCUGAAAAUAGUCUUAUCCUCUUCUUGUAUGUGCAAUGAACUCUUGACACGUUAAUAGCCCCCUAUACUAAUACAUAUAUAAAUACAAUAUAUUGACUGUUCAAAGUUGUCCAUAAAAGGACAGAUGAGCACCUAAGUUAGUACAAAUGAUCACUUACAGCGCCGCCUGCCAGCCUUCUUCCAUAUACAGGUGGCCUCUCUCUAUUCUCACGUUGUUGGCAAAAUGCAGCCGUUUGGGGAGGUGCUCUUUAAGAUACGGCCUCAUUUGCUGCUCGGGGGUCCUGCACUUCAGAACACACACAAACCGUGAAGGAUCAACACAUAGCAGUUGGUUUGACAAGCAGAUAAUCUUUCAUGCACUUCUCUCAAUACAAAAUGUCACGUUUGGAAUUCUCUGCAUACCGACAGGUUCUUCAUCAGGCCCUCGUAGUCAACUGUCGGGAGGGGGCGGGGGGAGAGAGAAACAAAAGAAUAUUCACAGUGGGCACAAGGUCAGAGGCGCCUCUUGAAACCAAACCGACACUGUGAGGGAUGCUGCUAGGGUGGGGAGACGGGAAGUUGGCAGUUAUCGUGGGGGGAACUCACAGGAAAAGAAGUCAUCUGGGAGGCUGCUGGGUCUGAUACGAGCAGCUGGGCCUUGGAUGACAGUAAAGUCGUCAGUGUUUUUCAGGUAGGGAGACACAAACACUGCCCUUUCACAUGAUGCUUCUUCCAUGCCUACGGGAAAAAAAAAAGAAAGCUUAAUGGUGAAUAUUUUGUCACUUUAUUUAAAUACUGUACAUUACAGGGUCAAUUAUAAGAAACACUGCUUUGGCUUUGUUAGUAAGCAGAAUUGAGCAAAAAUGACCCUGAUUGCCAUGAAACAUUGUGGAUAGAACCCAUUAACUUUAGCGGAUUAUGUGAAUACAAAUAUGGUCAUCACAUUUGGUUGUAAAUGGGCCCAUCACCCCUCCUGCCCCAAAAUUGAAAUGGUCUCAUUCACACUGCCACAGGGAGCAGCGGUAUAAAGAUAAGGAGCGAUUCAUUUUUUGGAGUAUUAAUACGUUUACCCCAGUUCCAAAGUUGAUACAGUCACGCCUGGUCGUCCGAAGGGGACACUUGUGUUUAAUCAAUGCCAUCGCUUCUUCUGCUACUUAUAUACGACAACCGCCCCCUUGCAUCAAAUAACCACAACAACUUGAAAAAAUAAAUAUGUCAUAUAAGCAGUCGCUUCUCCUAGCAGUUAUUAAUGAUAACCGACACUUUUGACAAUUCAUAACAUCUGAAAUAAUACAAAAAGUCAAGAAAGUUUAAGUAAUGCAGUGUUAUACGAAGUGAUGGCACAAGUAAACAUGCUGUAUCACAGGACAAUGAAUGGACUUUGCAUCCAUGUUACAUGUUUUUAAACUGGUGUCAUUUGCUGACCGCAUUCGAGUUACGUCGCCUUCGUCUUUACUGCCGCUAUAUUGUGUUUAUUAGCUAGGGUAAUGUGGUAGCACCAAAUUUGUUUCUGGCAGUCCAAAUUUAUUUGUUGCAGGCCGCCACAAGUAAAAACACUGCUGACGUACUAGCCUGCUUGCCAACUUCGACAACGACUUUCCAUCAGCAUGAAAUGCUGCAGCUGAUAGAUGGCAGAGUCCCUCUGAAUGUUCUGAACUGCUAUUUCCGUGCCAGUGUCGUAUUUAGCCGACUUCAUGUCGUCGUCCUCCUUCGGGCCACAUUUAGUCUAUACUGACUCAACAGUGCCACUGCUGGUUGCAACAAAUUACUGCACUCAAUUUUGUCUCAAUUGAAUCGAGACACAAAGCCACCAAUUCAUGAAUAUGCCCAUUUCUUGAAGAGGUAACAAGGGCGUUGCCAUAGCAGCAGUUUUAUUGAAUUGAACAUGUCUCAAUCAAAACAACGAAUGAAGGGUUCUGAAAAGGAUGUUUCCACUUUUAUCCCGGCUUGUCACAGCGCUGCGUACUUUUAGUCUUCUACUGAUCUGACGAGUAGAUCUCCAACUGAAUGUCACACCGACUGUCUGAACUAAUUUUUGCCUUAAAAAAAAAAUCCCCCUUUCCGAACCGCUUCUAUCAACUCCUUAGCAGAUGGCUUUGAAAGGACACUUGAGCACAGACAUCUGCCCCAUGCAAGUACAAAACUCUAGCAAAGUGGUUUUAGUAAAGAGUCUUUUUAUAUGGGAAAACAAAAUUGUCACAACAUUUGGUUGCCAUAAACAAUGUUGAUGCUUUGCCAUGCUGUGUAAUCAUUUGCUGGCCGCAUUCUAUUUACCUUUCCUUGUGGCGAGUUGGUGUACAAAUACAGAAUGACAUGAAAUAGGCUGCUUUGUUUUUUUUUUAACACACAGGUAAUGGUUGGAACACUGCCCAGCAGUUGCAUUGUAUUUUGGAAAUGUAGGUUGUGUACUUGCACGAGGAGGUGCAUUUACAUUUCUAUUUUAAGAUACAGCUGGGAAAUUUGUUUACGCAGUCAUUUUCUAGUUCCCCGUUGGCAUGCGAGUACAGGUUAAUGACAGCAAUGAGUCAACCAAGUCAAACAUUUGGAAGCAGACUCUACGCCAUCUAGGCUUCAGUGCGGGCUCAUUGGAUGUCUUACAACUGGGAAACCACACAGACUUAAGACCGCUCGCACCACGAUGGUUGGUGACCUCCAACUUACACCAUCGUUCUGGGCUCUCUGGUCACAUACUUAUUUCAGUAAGUUCAUUCAUUUAGGCUGCUCAACUGCAGUGGUGUUGUUAUGGCAGCAGAGUCAGGCCUCCACAUUCAUAAUCAGCCUGCUGAACCCACAUGAGCCUCGGUUUAUGGUUUCCUAUCUUGUGUUCUCAACUCACCAUGGUCCGAUGAAAUGAUAAUGUUGACACAGUGGAGCAGGUUUCUCUGGAUCAGGCCAUCCAUCAGGGUGCCCAUAAUCCGGUCCACGUGCUUGAGAGCAUCUAUGACCUGAAGUAAACAGUUUAAAACGUUAGCGAGGUUUCAUCGCAAUCUGCAUGAUGUUGUCAUAGUAAGUGUUUUAGGCUGACGAAGCGUGAAAGAAAAUACUGUGUGUAUUUAUAAACAUGAAAACUUACCUGUAACAAUCUUUAACACUGCUAAUAACUAAGAAAAUUGCAUUUUUAUUAUUAUAUUGAAAAUAUAAUAGUAUUAAUAUUAAUUCACUGCCAAGUCAGUCAAUUUAGAGAACUGUAUAACUCAUACUUUGAUCAUUUGUUAGCCAAAUGCCGUAUCUUUACAAGCAAGUCCUUCCAUAAGUAGAACUUUUUUGGUGUUGCAGUUGAAAGCAACAGCAUAGUUGGUCACUACUACUUUCAUGUCCAAGCAAUACCUAACCUGCGUGCUUGCUGGUCCAUAGCGGUGUCCUGAUGAGUCAGGCUCUUCCAGGUACAAAGUGUAAAGGUCAGGUCUAAAAAUCACACAUUAAGCAGUCAGGUCCUCUGAGAGCAGCGUGACAGCCCGUUUUGGGUUGGAAACCUGAGAUACCGUUUUUCUUGCGCCAAAUCCAGCCACUCAAACAGCGUUGACACUCUGGUCUCGAAUGCGGUGCUUCUGUGCAUGAACACCAGCAAACAGCAAUAUUAUGUAACACAACAUUAAAGUAGAGCAUUGAAAAGGAGGUUGUGUUGUGUAAAUAGUGUCACUCUUACUUAUCGUAGAUUUUGUAGAAAUCCGGGAAGCUCCCAUUGAUGGCCACAUCUGAGCCGGGCCAGAAGAAGGUUCCUGUUUUUAAUUUGUGAUGCUUGGCGGUGAUCCAAACCUGAAGAGAAUAUAACAAUAUAUAAAAUUUGUUUUCAGAUCUCUGAAAUAACCUCUCUCCCUUCCAAUUAAUGCCCAGUGCUCUUUGCGGGUCAGGUAAAUACAUAAUUAGAGCAUUUACGACACAUAGCGUCAUGGUUGCACACCAUCACUUACUGGUUCUCCUUGGUACCAUUUCGGGUUGAACUUCUCCUCAGUUUUCAAGCUGAAGAAUGCAUUCCGGUUUACAUCGUACAUCUUGUUGUCAACAAUCCCAUGAGAUUCCGGGUACAGACCCUAUAACAAUUAAAGUAGUAACACAAAUUUGACUUAUUUGUAGAUUCGAAACCCAGCAGUGAUGAGGGGACAAUGCAGUGCAGGUAGAAGUUCUUCCUACAUCCGUACAUCCUCCCUCUACAAAGUCUAAGGAAGUUGCACGAUCGUACACAAGAUGGUGAAAACAUGAUCUGAACGGCCCAGGCAAGACUUACGGUGACGAUGCUGUAGUGGUUUGGGAAUGUCUUUGUGGGAUACAUUGGCCUCAAAUGUGGUGUGGUUGUACCCCAGGCUCCUGCAACACAAUGUUUGACAUCAGGAUGCGUCUUAAACCACACGGCGCACAAAGAGCUUUUUUGUGACUUACGUAACUUGGUGAUCACGGGGAGGUGGCUGCCGUGAUCUUUCAGAUAUUCCGCCCGGAAACCAUCCAAGGACACCAGGAUGAGGGGAGACCUGGUGAAACUGGGCACGAGGCAGGAAGAUUAGUAGGAUGCUUUCAACGGUGUACUAAUAGAUUUGUUACAGGGAGGAUGGAUAAAUACUGCAUAGCAUGACUUAUGACUCUUAGUGAUUGUUGCCUAGGUAGUGUGGGGGGAAUGCAGUACAGUACAGUGGCUCAGUGUACAGAGAACACAAAACAGCCCUUUGAGGCCCCAAAAGAAGAAAUAAAGUCACCCUAAGAACACUGGAAGACAAGAGGAAGACAAAUUUGUCUGAUAAUUCACCAAAGAUUUCUGUACUGUUCUGUAUUAACUAUAAAAGAUACUGAUGCAGUGUUUCCCACAGGACUGCAAUCUAUUUGUGGCACAGGCACAGCAGCUUUGAGAAGAGUGAUGCGUACUUUCAUGUUAGUUUCUAGAAGUGGCCACUAAGACCGGGAAAAUUUGCUAUAUUUGUUGCUCGCGCCGUUUUGAAAAAGGUGCCCGAAUAGUCGCAAAAUACAGUUGGCAACACUGAUCCCUCCUGCUACGUGUGAUUAUUCUCUGGCAGACCCGGGCACGUAUGAGGUGUGUUGAGGAAACUACAAUGUUACAAAGUCAUCUACUGUACAGUGGAACGACAAGCUACAUUCACAGAUAGUCCUGUUCUGUGUUUAGUAGCCUGCUUGCGAACUUUGCUAGCCUAUGUAAAUUCACUAAUAACUUUACAUCAGUAGGAAAUGCUGCAACUGAUAGAUGGCAGAGUCUCUCUGAAUGUUCUGAACUGCUAUUUCCGUGCCAGUGUCGUAUUAGCUAACAUGUCGUUCUUGGGGCCACAACUUAGUCUUUACCAGUGCUUCCCAAAUAGUGGUUGAAAGGGAUGUUUCCACUCUUAUCCUGACUUGUCAACAUAGCGCUGUGUACUUUAGUCUUCCACUAAUGUGACAAGCACUUCUUCAGCUGAAUGUCACACACGCAAUGUUUGUCUAAACUAAUUUUUGCUGAAGAAAUUCCCCUUUAACAGCUUAGCAGAUGGCUUUGAAAGGACGCUUGAGCACAGACAUCUGCCCCAUGCAAGUACAAAAAACCCCAAAAACCUUUAGCAGAGUUUAUAUGGGGGGGAGGAAAAAAAAAAAAACUGUCAACACUGGGUUGCCGUAAACUAUGUUGCUGCUUUGCCAUGUUGUGUAAUCUUUCCGCAGACCACUCAAAUGCAAACAGGCAAACUUCAAGAAUUGGGGAAGGUUUCAUUAAUAACUUGUGAGCACCAAUUUGCAUUUUCUCAACAUGACAAAUCACGCCUGCGGUUUGCCAAAAACGUAGUGGAAUGAGGAUGUGAAAUAAGACGACACUGCAUUUAAAAAUAAGCACGGAUCAUUUCAUUUAGAACCGGAGUUUGCUUAUUUUCCGCCCAUGUUCUAAUAAGUCUGUCUGGGGCACACAUGUCUGAGUACUACGAGUCAUUAGCCCCGUUUUCCACAGAGAGUUAUUUUUCCACACCAUCACUUCCACCACAAAAAGUUGCUUAAAAAACAAAAAACUGAGGCAGCGAUAAAACAAUCCUUUUUGUAUUCUGGGACCACAGCUGCCAAACAGCCUGCUGCAUGGGAACAAUGGCCCCCACUCAUACCGCAAGUCAAUGCUUUUAUUUAUGAAACUGGCUACUUUACAUAAAGACAUGAACAUGGCUCUGAUGUUUAUGAAAGCAGGACAGCUUAGACUGGAAUACAGCGAAAGCUCCAAGCGUGACACGGACUGGUUUCCAUAUUGUCGUCAUUUCAACAGUAGCAACUUCUAGGGGAAAACUGCUACAAUAAAAACUACCCAUUACCCAUACAGGCAAUGUUUUAAGUUACAUUUUAACAUUCUUUACUUUCAUCAAAGUAUAGAGAAGUUACCGACUGCAAGAAAGUCAGCAGUGUGUACCACUACACUACCAGUGUUGCUAUAUACUGCCUAAGUACCGUAAUUGUGUCAAAAAAUACACACUCUACUUAUUUUUCCCCAAAACUUUGGUUGAAUUCUAAACAUCUACACUUUUUGGAGGGUCUGCUGUCCCUGUGUUAUGUUCACUUUAAAUUCCAGAAGUUCAAAAUAAUUACCCUGAUGGACACUGUGGCUUUUCACUUCCCAAUGACGCCGCCUCAUACUGCAGCCAGAGCUCACCAUCACCUGGAAAAUGAAGAGGAGUGUCUGGGUUAUAUUUUCUGUAUAUAUGGUCAAUUCAUAGACGAUCCCAUCAUGAGGUCAAAAUAAUACAGAAUAAUGUUUACUAUAGCUACAUCUAGGACGAGGUUAUCUCUUUUCAAACUGGGAUUAUGUACAUUGUGUUUUACUUAAAACGAGGCUACUAUAUUGAUACCCUUAAUGUUAUGUUCACUGACCAUGCAGGACAGACUCAGCUGUCAGCCAUUCCUGUGACUGCUGACUCUUAGGCUGCUUAAAAGUCCUCCUGCCCACUCCUAACAUGUUUCCACCUUAGGAGCUCUCAAGACCUAAAACGCUUGGUGAAUAAAAGCAAAAAAGGAAAGGAAAAAUUCUAAGAACAAUCUUAGAAUCCAAGGAAUUGUAAGAUUUUUCUAAGAGUGACGUCACUAAGAGCUACUUUUAGCCUCAGGAUGCUUUGUGAAUACGGCCCACGUGUUUAAGAUAUUUCCUGGAAUGUUGCUUCUCAUCUGAUCACAUCUUCUGGCUGGACAUGUGACAAAAACUUUCUUAGCAUGCUGCUGAGAAACUUACGACCUCGCCAGACCAGUAGUGCGGCUUGGAUGAAAAACGACCCAUUUCUGUCUCUGGAGAUUAUGUGGUGGAGAGUAGGUGAGGGGAAACUCUCUCGCAACGGAAUCAAUGAAAUCCUUCUUCAGUCAUUUCUUCUAUUUUUGAACUUGUUUUCCAGGAAGGCAAUUUUGUGAGACUUGUACAAUCCCCCACACAAAAGAUGCACCGAUCUGUCUCAUGCCAAAAUAACACUGGUGUGGUUGUGGUUAAGUCGUAAUUCCUUCCAUAUGGUUUUCAUUCUACAUUAAAUAGGACAUACUGUAUCAGUCAAACGGUGGUGUCACAACAGAGAAGGCACCCCACCCAGGAUGGGGACAGCUGCACAGUCAGCAAGGCAGCUGCUAAGAUACACGAGAAGAUUUGGACAACAAACCGUUUGGGUGUUGCAAGACUAGUUUCAAACUGUCUUUAUGAUAACUGUAUCCUGUUGUAUGUCACCACUCUCUCAGUACUGUUUGGUUAGGUGACCCUCCCCUUUGCGGUGUUCCAAUUACUUAUCUUGGCAAACGGGGACAUUCUUGGAACCAAAAAAAAAAAAAAAAAAAAAUUUGUAGCCUCAGAGAGAAAGAAAGUAUCAAUUUAAUCUUACUCAGUUGACAAGCAAGUCCUUUAAAUUAGGCAAAAGCUGUUGAGUGUUUUUUAAACAGCCACAGUGACGCCAAGGAUAUAUAACAAGGGUGAAACGUUAUGCACAGUGAUACAUUUGCACAAGACAUGCUUCAAAUUCCUUGCAGUAAAGACUGCGCGGUGAAGCGUCAUCAUCGGUAAAACCUACCUUUCUCGCUGCUGCUGCUGCUGCUGCUGCUCAGAGAAAAGGCCAGUGCAAGGAUGAUCAACAAUAAGCAGAGAAUCAGAGCCUGGAAUAAAAAAAAAAAAAAAAGAAAUUCGAUUUUCAUAUGCAUUCGGCAUAUAUUAAACUCCAAAGUUUUCAUUCUUCAAUCCUACUUUUUUUUAAUCUUCUCUCCAUGUGUUUGUUAAAGGGACCGUGUGCAACAUUUGAACGUACCGCAAGCAUUACUGUAUAUGUCACCACGCACUCGUUAUGUUUGUUGUCAGCUAAUGAUAGCAAUUUGGCAAAGUUUAGCUAAAAAAAAAUUGUUGGUUGCCUCUCUGAGGCUACUUCUUUGUGUGUGUAUGCCCAAGCACGUGUUACAACCCGCCUCAAGGGCCACAACAAAAGGAGACACACCGGAUGCACGGUUAACCAAACAGUACUUGAUUAAAGCAAACUAAACCAAACCGGGCCAAAUUAAGCCAAAUGAAACCUAAUCCAAAUAUGACCUAAAUAAUAAAACAAUGUAAGUGAACAUCAGUAAAUGUAGAGUGUAGGGUGUGCAUGCCUGGAAGUGUGUAUGUGUAUUGAAGAGUGUAAACCUACAGUCAACAAAAACUAACAAAGCAAGCUAAAAUUGGGAGUAGGACCUGCUGCAUGUUCCCAGGCUGGAGAAUGAGAAGCAGAGACUGAUUAGUUGGCAGCUGGGUCUUAAAUCACCUCUGACUCCUAGCCGCCACAGGUGCUGCAGGUCACCCAACCAGCUGACAGCGCCCCCAAGAGGACCCUAGGGGCCGUAACAAUACCAGCAGCCGUGAGUGACAGCCAUGAACGCCAGUUAUUUUAUUCAGGCCAAAGGAAAAUUCACGACAAUUUUCACGCAGUUUAAUUUAUCCAUCCUGCCACAAAUUAAUUUGGACCGCCACAAAUUGAUUUGGUUUGCUACCGGUUUUCCCUGAACAAAUUUAAUGCACCUGGUCUGUCAGAGAAUAAGAGGACCAACUUAGUGAGUGUUUUGCGAUAUCGAGCAAGUAAUCAGUAAUUAAAAAAGCGACUGGCAACAAAUCUAAUGAAGAAUCCUUGGAGACUGGCACGAAAGCACAUAUCACUCUUCUCAGCGAGCAGACCGUGCUGCUGUGGGAAUGUGGGGAUGGGUCUGAUCCAAUCCAGUAUCAGUAUGGGGUUCAGAUAACAGCGGAAUUCACGGAAAUCUCCGGAGGUCGAUCCAUGAGCCAGGUUUGUGGUUUGCUGUUGUCAAGAAACGUAGCUUGAAGAAUAUCAGCAAACGUAGCUGUCUCCACAUAUGCACCGCAUCCAUUCCUCCUCACUCACGCCACACACACACACACACACACACACACAAGCGUUCUGCAUGACACGUCCACAGCCACACAAAAUAGUUGGACAUCACUCUUAAUAGGACACAAAAGGUCCAGGUCCCUACAAUAUCACACAACGCACCACAAUGAGUGAUAUUAGUUACAGUAAUAUUAAUGAUGUUGGUCAAUAUACAUCGCAAAUCCACCACUCAUGACACAUGAACGUCAUCAAGCAAGCGCUCUUCCUUGCAUUUCACAUAGUUUCACUUCCUCUGUUAAGCCUGACUGCAGUUUACAAAUAGUCGAUGUAAGCUGAAGCUUGCCGCACGGUGGUUAGCAUGUUGGCCACACGGUCAGGAGAUCAGGAAGACCUGGGUUCGAACCCCGUCUGUGUGGAGUUUGCAUGUUCUCCCCGUGCAUGCGUGGGCUAAGUUGUCCAUGGGUAUGAAUGUGAGAGUGAAUGAUUGUUUGUGUAUAUGUGGCCUGCGACUGGCUGGCGACCAGUCCAGGGUCUACCCCGCCUCUCGCCCGAAGUCAGCUGGGAUAGGCUCCUGCAUACCCUGAUGAGGAUAAGUGGCAUAGAAAACAGAUGGAAGUUGAAGCUUUGCCAUAUAGACUGUAACAUCUGCGAAUUCGUCAUCCUCAUGUAAGCAAACCCUUCCGAGGUAUUUUGCCAAAAGUGAGAGAAGCCGCUCUUUGCUCGUCAUAACAGAAUGUGAGCUAAGUCAUUUGUCCUUGCGGAGUCGUACGUUAUUGUAUUUACUCAGUGGGAUCCACUUGAACCUCUUCAGCCAUAAUUACUAAGAAUGAGCUAUCGUUUAUUUCCAUACCCAGAUGUUCUAAUCUGCCCCAUCUUUCCCACAAAUGACUUUCAAAUGUUACUUUUGGCCCCCCCUGUAAUUGGAAGGCAGCUCCUUGCUUGGCUGCUUGGUUUAUACUGGGGGCGGGGCUUUAUAAUUAGAGGGGAUUUUUGCAGAUCAGUUCAUGCAGUCAGGGAGAGCCCUCCAGUUUUAUCAUUGGUGCAGCCACAUCAGACCUGCAGCACUGCACUACUUAUUAUGGAUGAGUUGGAAAAAUAUUGAUAAAAUAGCUUGAUACAUUCCAGUCAGUGUUGUCAAAACUUCCUAGCAUGGCUGUGUCAUUUUUAGAAAUCCACCAUAGGAUUAUAUUCAUACCUGUCAACAUUUGCAUUUGAAAAUAGGCUAGAGGAGGCCGUAGGCGUGAAUUGGCAGCCACAGUUCUGCACGUCUACCCCAGGACAGCUGUAGCUACAGAUGUAGUUUACCACCACUAGUGUGCGACUGAGGAGUGAAUGAAUGAUGGGUUCACUUCACUGUGAAGUGCUUUGGGUACCUUGUAAGAAGGCGAUAUAUAAAAACAAGCCAUUGUUAUUUAUUAUUGUUGUGUAAAUGCAGAUUAAACAGCGUUAGCACACGGUACCGUGCAGCUCAUUGUGUUCAUUUAUGCAGGCAAUUUUGACUUUUCUUUGGCCUCUCCUCACUUCUGCUCUCUAAAUAUUCACAAACAAGUCUUCAAAAACACACUUUUGUCGGUUUCAAACUGUCGUUAUCUCCAUGCCCUUGUUAAGAUGGACUGCUUUGUAAACAAAUGUUGUGUCAUCCAUGGCCUUGGACAAAUAUUCCCUCCUGAUUCUGUUUUUUAGUAUUUGGGGAAUCACCUGCCCUGAGUGACUGAUUUAGAGCAGGCUAGAAUUCCUAGACAGGUAUGAAAAUAUGCUGUGGUCACAGCGUCUGUGUUGGUGUGAGGGUUGCUUUUACUGCCGCUAUACGGGACGAUAUAAAGGGGGUGAGCUGGCUCCUCUGCAAGGCUUUGUGGUCUGUGAAAGUAAACAGCCUGUCUGGUGAAGACGCACUUGGUACACACUUGACAACAUUUUGUAGGUCUUCUUGGCAUUUGGUGUGUUCAAAGUGUCAAAGUGAGCUCGCAUUACGGGAAGCACUGAUUUGAUCUCGGAGUAAUUUCAUUUUUCAAGUGCUUUCCAUGUUAAAUGUUAAACAUGUUAAAGAGGCAGUAUGAAGUAUAGACACGUUCCCUUUUAACGUCUUUAAAUUUCAAUAAUAAUCUGCAGUGCAUGAGAAAGCGAAAUGGAAAACAUACCUCACUGACCUCAUGGUCAUUUAUUAACAAGGAUAUUGCGCAACACAGCAGCAACGGAACCAAUGUUGUAAUAGCAGUAAGGCACAAACUGCUCAGCCACAGUUGAUAGUGCUUAUGAGUUCAUUGUAAACAACAGCACGGCGAGUGCCACAUGCAUGAGUUUCACACCAACAGCGAGUUAGCGAAAUGAUCAUUUUAAAGCGCAUGCAGAGGUAAAUAAGGGAACCCUGCCACACAUGCUUUGUAGUGAAUCAGAAGAGUCGAUUCCCAAAGAGUGAGAGUCUGCGCCCCAAUUUUUGUUUUCCUUUUGCACAUUCAGCUCUCGCUCUCAGCUCUGCUCGGAACUUUGCUUUGAUGGCAAUGCCUUCCGGCCAAUCACACGUGAGGAUAUAGGAUCAUACCAUUAUGUGAAAGUAGAGAGAGAAUCUUCACAAAAAAGCCGUUUGGGAGCUGAAAGAUCCGAAAGACCCGGCUCUCAUGAGCAGUUACUGACAGUUUAUGGAAUUAAUAAUUUCAAAAAAAGCCUUGGAUCAAAACUAACACAAAAUAACUAAGUAUAGUUUAUUCCUUAUUGCAUCUUUAACACGUGUUUUUUUGCAAACUCUUGCAUAAGAGUCCAGUUUAACAAGGACUAGUGUUAGAAUUACAAACAGAUGCAUGGUGGCUGUUGCAUUUCAGGAAACACCCGAUUGGAGUCUCCAGUUUGCCACAUAUGUCUCUAAUCAAGGCUUCUCCUGAGACUCUUUGAUGCCAUUUAGCUUGCAAAAGGUGCUCACAGAAGAUACGUCGCUAAACUGCUGGUAAAAGUGUGUGUAUUUUUGUACUGCAGUACACUCAAAGAGUCAUAGGGUUAGUUUAAGCAAAGAUGUGCAUUCCGGAUUUAGCCUACCCGUGAAUAUUUGUGGCUCGGCUUCAUUCCACAAAGAGUAAACAAUAUAUGGUGCUAUUUUUUUUCCUCUUUGGACAGCGUUUUAAGACGCAACUACCUGCAUGUGGUAACAUUACUUGUGUACAGUAUAACAACCCUGUGUACAUAACAAACUGAUCCUUUGACCGGACUGUGACCUCACUAAACGUCUCCGUGAUAGAAAAGCAACAGACAAAUUGGGUAUACCUGCACAGUCUAGUGAGAGCUGUUGCAAACAUCCUGCCUUCACUAAGAUAAAAAUGCUCAUUUUGGAUUGCAACAAGUCGUGGUUGUGGUUUGCAGUAGUGUGCUACUGCACAGCACCGUACUGAGAAUUGCAUUCAAACUGCGUGUCAUUGACUUUUGAGAGGGCAGCGUUUUACAUUGAUCACUUGGAUUGCUUUUCUUUCUUUUUUUUUUUUUUUUAUAAUUGGAUUGUCAGCGUUCCUAAGCUGAAACUGCAAGUUCUGCUGAAAAAUAGUGUCACGAAUAGCGUCAUAAACACAUCCCCUGUCACUUUGCUCUUCCGGAUCCCAAGCAGACAAGAGGCUCUGCAUUUCACCAGCAGCUGGAAAAAGACCCUCAACCACGAACCCACACUAACCCCCGACUGGGGUGACACUCCUGGCCUCUGUCUUUUGGCAUUGGGGUGUCAACAUCUUGUUUCCGUGUUCACACACACACACACAUGCAGUAGGGAUGGGCCAUACUACAAAUGUUGCUAUCGACCCGAUACAAAGUAAAAACAGAGGCCACUACUGCCGAUACCAAUGUUUUUUUUCUUGAAAUUUUUUCAAGGUAAUUGGAUCAUUUGUAAUUUGCUGAUCAUGAUUUUACGAACUGACUUAUUUGUGAACAACUUAAUGAUAGAUAAAUACAGUGGAACUUUGGUUAGCGUCAUUAAUUAGCUCCAGAAGGUACGCUAACUGAAUACAUUUUUCACAUAACAAAUAAUGUAAAUCCAAUUAAUCCGUUCCAGAAAGCCAAAAAUGUUAACAUAAAACACAUUUUUAUCGUUUUACAAUGAUAGUUUGACAUGCAGAAAACAAUUCGAUAUGCAUAGAAAUACAUAUAAACGAUAAAUGAAAGGGAUAAAUGAACAUUUAAGGUUACUUAUACUUCACUGAAGACGUGAUUCUUGACGACUAUCCCCAAAGCCACGAUCAACCGACACCACCUUAAUAAUUUGACCCAAAAUGGGGCCAAAGACGGUUGCGAGUGCCAGCAUUUUGAUAAGAAGGCGAGGAACGCUAUUGAAUAUGAGAAAUAACUCAUGACAAAACAGGAGGGUGGCGUCCGUGUGGUGUCUCUGCCACAUUAACCUUAAAUAUUCAUUUGUCCUUUCAUUCGUAAUUUAUAUGCAUUUAGAGUUGUUUCAUGCAUGUAAAACUAUAAUUCUAAAACUAUAAAAACGUGUUUUGUGUUCAUACACAUAUAGACAGGCGAAGUAACCGGCUCCGGUUGCCAUUGUGUUCGCUAGCUAACAAGCUAACAAGUAAAGACG
Dunckerocampus dactyliophorus (ringed pipefish) is the source of this 25851-nucleotide messenger RNA. It is a transcript of the gene bpnt1, whose product is annotated as bisphosphate nucleotidase 1. Gene Ontology annotation, molecular function: 3'(2'),5'-bisphosphate nucleotidase activity. Gene Ontology annotation, biological process: phosphatidylinositol phosphate biosynthetic process. Lineage: Eukaryota; Metazoa; Chordata; Actinopteri; Syngnathiformes; Syngnathidae. The transcript is spliced from 9 exons. The record is from RefSeq and is a predicted model, not a curated record. Bases 286 to 1215 code for a protein of 309 amino acids.